Vittaforma corneae ATCC 50505 is the source of this 1074-nucleotide messenger RNA. RefSeq lists its product as uncharacterized. Gene Ontology annotation, biological process: leucyl-tRNA aminoacylation. Gene Ontology annotation, molecular function: ATP binding; leucine-tRNA ligase activity; aminoacyl-tRNA deacylase activity. Bases 1 to 1074 code for a protein of 357 amino acids. The transcript has a single exon. NCBI's taxonomy places the organism in Eukaryota, Fungi, Microsporidia, Nosematidae. The record is from RefSeq and is a predicted model, not a curated record.
AUGAGCACCAAUAAUACUGGAAAACUAGAGUACUUAAAUUCCAUCGAGGAUUUUGAGCCUGCGACAGUCGACGUCGACCACAGCAAGAAGAGCCAUCUGGUUACGUUUCCCUAUCCGUACAUGAAUGGAAAGCUGCAUCUGGGACAUCUCUUUACGCUUAGCAAGGCUGAUUUUGUUUCCUAUUUCAAGAAGCAGCAAGGAUAUAAUGCGCUGUUUCCAUUUGGCUUUCAUUGCACCGGAAUGCCAAUCAGCGCAUCCGCCUACAAGCUAAAAGAAGAACUCGCCGGUAGACCAGUAGAUGUGAGUGUCGUGGGAAUGCUACGGGGACUUGGGUUCUCUGAUGUUGAGCCCUUUACGGAUCCGAUUCACUGGGUUAGGACGUUUCCAGGAUAUGCCAUUGAGUCCCUUAAGAAAUUCCAUGCCAAUAUCGAUUGGAGAAGAACAUUUAUCACGACUGACAUUAAUCCCUAUUAUGACAGCUUUGUGAGGUAUCAAUUUAACAAACUGAGGAGCUUGGGUUUGCUCAACUUUGGAAAGAGGUACUCUAUCUACUGUCCCAUCGACAAUCAGCCAUGCUUGGACCACGACAGAAGGAAAGGCGAGGGCAUCAAACCAGAGGGCAUUGUAUUAAGGAAAAUUGAGGUAGAAAACAAGCUAAUAUUCCUCAUAAGAUGCAAGAGCAUCGAGCCUAUUGAAAAGGUGGUAUUUUUCAAAAACAGAAAAAUCGUACAUUUUAAAAUUGGUGAGACUGGAUAUUUAAUUGAGGAAGAUCUUUUCCAAAAUUUGAAAUUCCAGGUUGAUGGUGUCAAGAUUAUCAAGGAGCUUUGCAUUUCGGAUUUAAAGAUGAAGAAAUUGAGAAUUGAGCUGAUAGAGAAGGAGAUUCCCGGCAAAGUUGUCGUUAUAAGUUUCCAAUGCCCGGGAAGUGCAGAUGAAUGCGGAGAAUAUAAAAGGAUUGUAGAUGUAAAGAAUGAGCGAAUUAAUAUUGGUAGAAACAGAAAAUUUUGUCAAAGUCUUUGUGCCAGAAGAUACUGUUAUAAGCAGGUCAGGAGCAAAAUGCGUUGUUUCGCUUCUUGA